AUGAUUGCAACCAUUGCAUUGGCUGCCAUCGCAGUCACAGGCGCGACUGCUGCCAGCCUGAAGACCUCGGACUCUGCGGGAUACAUUAACUACACCACCAUCACAGGCUCCUUCUUGCAGGACGAGCCAACGACCAACGCCUCCACUUUCAACUACACCCUGAGCAACUUCGGCUUGAUCGAUCGAUCCUACCCAGCGACUGAAGGUCUUACGGCAAACCUGACUCAAUGGCAAAAGUUCGAGCGACAAGUAGACGCCCUGAAUGCUGCUGCACCCCUCAACACCGUCUACAAGGUCCUCUUCAUGGGAAGACAUGGCCAAGGAUAUCACAAUGCUGCUGAGAGCUACUACCGUACCCCAGCAUGGAACUGCUACUGGGCACAAUUGAAGGGGAACGCUACACCCCACUGGGAGGACGCUCAGCUGACCUCCGAUGGCAUAUUGCAGGCUCAAAUCGCUCACAACUUCUGGAAGCAUGAGAUCGAGGUUCAGAAGAUUCCCUACCCUCAGAGCUACUACACCUCGCCCCUCUCGAGAUGUCUGGCGACCGCCAACUUGACAUUUGCUGGUCUGGAUCUCCCAGUGUACUACUCGUUCGUUCCAACGGUGGAGGAACUGCUGAGAGAAGGCAUCUCCAUCCAUACUUGUGAUCACCGCAGCAACAGGACGUACAUCGAGGCGACGUACCCAGACUUUGAGAUCGAGCAGGGUCUGAAUGAGUACGACGAGCUAUGGAAUGGCGUCACCGCCGAACCUGACAGUGCGCAUGAGAAGAGGAUGUUGACCCUCUUGGACGGCGUUUUCACUAACGAUGAUCACACCUGGAUCUCUCUCACAUCUCACAGCGGCACUAUUGGAACCAUCCUUGACGUUAUUGGUCACCAAAGCUUUAGUCUCGCAACAGGUUCCGUCAUUCCUGUGCUUGUCGAAGCCAAGUUUCUACCGGCAAGUGAUACGCCUACCACGUCAGUUGGUUCCUUCACUACUAGUACCUGGUGCCAUAACGCCCCUCCCAUCACGAGCGUAGGGUCGGAGGCCCAAGGAUGUGUGUGCUCAUCGACCAUCGCACCCCUACCGAGCCUUGACACUCAGGCCCCAUUUGUGCCUGGCCAGACUGCUCCGAUCAACGAGUACACGACAACCACGACCGUCAGCGCCUCGCCGUCGCAGACGGGAUGUUCUUCCUAUGCUUGGGUCCAACCGUACUAG
This is a messenger RNA of Fulvia fulva, 1209 nucleotides long. RefSeq names its product putative phosphoglycerate mutase. The record is from RefSeq and is a predicted model, not a curated record. The transcript has 4 exons. Gene Ontology annotation, cellular component: cytoplasm. Bases 1 to 1209 code for a protein of 402 amino acids. Gene Ontology annotation, molecular function: phosphatase activity. NCBI's taxonomy places the organism in Eukaryota, Fungi, Ascomycota, Dothideomycetes, Mycosphaerellales, Mycosphaerellaceae.